AUGGCCAGUACGAUCGAGAUAUCGGAUGAUGAUCUGACCGCCUCGUCGGUGGAGGAUCGCAAAGCCCCGCCAAGCGCGAAAACAUUGGGAAAACGGAAAUCGACGGUUGACUUCGAGGAGAAGGUUUCCUGGACGGAUGACGAGUCCGAUUCCGGCAUCGGUUCGAAUAGACAAACAUCUACGAAGCGUCGGGCUGUAUCAACAAAAGGGAAGAAGACGGCCAACAAGUCCACCGCGCGAGGCCCAAAACCGAUUAGAAAGAGGAAGCCUGGAGAUCUGAGGGCUUGGGUCAAUGCCGUCGACGAAUCGAGCCCCCAAGAAGAAUACGCCGACGCAGGUGUCCCGGACUACCUACGGAAGCGGAGGGAGGGGUUUGACAGGGAUAGGAAACUGUUACAGGAAGCCGGUCUAAAGCUACCCCCAGAUUACUCGGACAUCUACUUCUCUGACGACGAGCAUGGAUCGAAACUCGAGGAGCGUCCCAUAUUUGAAGGCGCCAACAGUGGCAUCAAGCCGUGCCGCCCGUACCAGGACAUCGAGCUCGAGUACUCAGCGGGUGUUAUCCCUGCGUCGGUGGCCCAGUAUCUCCGAGACUACCAGAUUGCUGGCGUCAAGUUCCUGCACCAGCGAUUCGUGUAUCAAAACGGGUGCAUUCUCGGCGACGACAUGGGCUUGGGCAAGACGGUGCAAGUAGCUGCCUUCUUGACCGCCGCCUUUGGAAAAACAGCCGACGAACGGGAUGCCAAACGAAUGAGGAAGAUGCGUCGGGCUGGCGAUCAGUGGUACCCACGAGUCCUGAUUGUGUGCCCGGGCUCGCUGAUUCAGAACUGGAAAAAUGAGCUGAACCGCUGGGGUUAUUGGCAUGUGGAUACCUACCAUGGGGCUGGAAAGGAAGACGUCCUUCAGGCCGCCAAAGCCGGGCGCCUGGAGAUCAUGAUUACGACCUACGUGACCUACAAGAAAAUGCGCGAGGCUGUGAACGAGGUUGAGUGGGAUUGUGUUGUGGCCGACGAGUGCCAUGUCCUGAAAGAUCGCAGGUCUGAGACAACACAGGCUAUGGACUGUGUGAACGCCCUCAGCCGCAUCGGUCUGACCGGGACCGCCAUUCAGAACAAAUACGAAGAGCUUUGGACAUUGUUGAACUGGACAAAUCCGGGCCAUUUUGGGACACUGGCCGAAUGGAGCAACACCAUCACGAAACCUCUCACUCUCGGACAAUCUCACGACGCCACGUUGAAGCAGCUCAGCAUGGCCCGGAGCACAGCGAAGAAGCUGGUCCAAAAUUUACUGCCCGAGUUUUUUCUGCGGCGUAUGAAGACCCUUAUCGCCCAUCAACUACCACGGAAAACAGACAAGGUUGUCUUUUGCCCGCUCACUGAAAUUCAACGCGAGGCAUACGAAAACUUCCUUGAGAGCCCCCAGGUCACCUUGAUCAACUCGUCGUCCGAUCCCUGCGACUGUGACUCUGGUCGCAAGGGCGGCUGGUGCUGCUACAAGGCACUUCCCGACGGGAGGUCGUGGAUGAGUGUGGUCUUCCCCAGCAUCAUGACGUUGCAGAAGAUUUCGAACCACCUCACGCUGCUAAUCCCGUUGGCCGCCGACCCCAAUGAAAAGCAGAGCUCGGAGCUUCAGGCCCUCCAGACCUGUGUCCCCGACGACUGGGCAGAGCUAUACCGAAACCGGGACUCCAUGCUCAACCUGGCCAACCCGGAGUUUUGUGGGAAGUGGAAGAUCCUUAAGAAGCUACUACGAUUCUGGCAUGAGAACGGAGACAAGGUGUUGGUGUUUUCGCAUAGCGUUCGGCUGUUGCGUAUUCUGCAACAUCUGUUUCAUAACACGAGCUACAACUUCAGCUUUCUAGAUGGCUCUCUGAGCUACGAAGACCGCCAAAAGGUGGUGGACGAUUUCAACUCCGACCCUUCUCAGUUUGUGUUUCUCAUCUCCACCAGGGCCGGGGGUGUUGGACUCAACAUCACAUCCGCGAACAAGGUGGUCAUAUUUGAUCCACACUGGAACCCAUCUUACGACCUACAAGCUCAGGAUCGCGCUUAUCGAAUCGGCCAGGUCCGCGAUGUCGAUGUAUUUCGUUUGGUCUCGGCGGGGACCAUCGAGGAAAUUGUUUACGCCCGACAAAUCUACAAGCAGCAGCAGGCCAACAUUGGCUACAAUGCCUCCAACGAGCGUCGAUAUUUCAAGGGCGUCCAGCAGGAUAGUAAUCGCAAGGGAGAGAUCUUCGGCCUCAGUAACCUAUUCAGUUUCCACGGCGAUCAAGUGGUUCUUCGAGAGAUUGUUAACAAGACCAACAUUGCCGAAGCGAAAGCUGGCGUCCAACUGACGGAUGUCGAUCUUGAGAAAAUGGCGAAGGAUGAGGACGACGACCUCAAUUACAUCAAGCAAGAGAACGAUGACGACGAAGAGGGCGGGAUGAGCCAGCUCGCCAAGCUCAUCACAGCUGAGAACCAGGAAGAACUGAUCCGCUCGCGCAAGGCCAACAAACCAAAGAGUGAUGCUAUCGCCGGCAUCCUAACUUCUGCCGGCGUCGAAUACACUCACGAGAACUCCGAAGUCAUCGGCACCAGCCGUGUCGAGGCGCAGCUCUCACGCCGUGCGGAGCUGGUGGCCAACAACCCCGUGGACAGCCAAGACCCGGAGGGCAACAGCGCACUCUUUGCGGACAGUCAGGCAAAUAUCGUGACUCCGACCACCGGUGCUACCGGUACUCCCGUCGGCGUGGGGGCAGGCAGCAACGGCAACCCAUGGCGAAUGCACCACCAAUUCAACCCGCCCGAGGACGUGAUGCGACGUCAAUUCUGCUCGAUGGCGCGCGAGUUUGGUUUUGCUAGCGCCACGGACUUUGCGCUAGUUGUUGAAAGCUGGACGCAGGAGCAGCGACGGAAUUGCUUGGAUAUGUUUUACCGGGUGCGUGAGGUGAAGGUGUUGGAAAGGGAAUUGGCGGUGCUGAAGAAGGAGGAGGAUGAAAAGAAGGCGGCUGGGGUGGAUCUGGGGGACACUACGAGCACUGCGGGGAGCAGAAGUCAAGAGAGCCAGACUCCAAGUGCGGCUGGGGUAGAGCAGAAAGGUACUACAAAACUGCAAGCCAAAAGAUCCACGACUAUAUUUCUCUCUGAUGAUGACGAGGACGAUGAGCUUUGA
This is a messenger RNA of Dichotomopilus funicola, 3153 nucleotides long. RefSeq names its product switch 2. NCBI's taxonomy places the organism in Eukaryota, Fungi, Ascomycota, Sordariomycetes, Sordariales, Chaetomiaceae. The transcript is spliced from 2 exons. Gene Ontology annotation, molecular function: ATP-dependent chromatin remodeler activity; ATP binding. The coding region runs from base 1 to 3153 and encodes 1050 amino acids. The record is from RefSeq and is a predicted model, not a curated record.